Messenger RNA from Acanthopagrus latus (yellowfin seabream), 2453 nucleotides. RefSeq lists its product as uncharacterized. NCBI's taxonomy places the organism in Eukaryota, Metazoa, Chordata, Actinopteri, Spariformes, Sparidae. The transcript is spliced from 11 exons. The record is from RefSeq and is a predicted model, not a curated record. Bases 23 to 1759 code for a protein of 578 amino acids.
CACGGUUGGCACACAGCUGUCCAUGAGAACUCUCCGGCCUCACUUCAGAAGCACAGGCACACAGAAAUCAGUGUCCUGUGCUGAGGUUGGAGUUGGCACCUCAAACAUUCCCUUCUCAACUUCUCAACCAUUCCUAUCAUCAACCCCAAUCAAGAGACCAUGCAAAAGGGCUCGCUUGGAACUGGAGGAGGAGGAAGAAGAGGAUCUAUUGGAGGGCAGUUCAUUCAUGGACAUUCCCGACCCCAAGGAUUCUACGUAUAAUCCUGUCACAGUUUUGUCUGAGUCAGUAGAUGUGACACUGGAGCCUUCCUGCCCUGUUCAUAAGACACCAACAUAUAUUGUCUAUGAAAAGUGUCUGAUGGAGCUGUUUGAGGUGUGCCCUGUCUGUCAGCGUGUUUCAGACGUUCAGACAAGAAGGAUAGGCACUUUCCUCUCUGUAGAACAGACAUGCCCACAUUGUCAGUUCUUCAGAAAAUGGAACAGCCAGCCAAUUCUGGGAAGCACACCAGCAGGAAACCUCCAGCUCUCAGCUGCAGUAUACACCACAGGAGCAUCUUUCUUUAAACUUGAAAAGAUCUUCCGGGCAAUGCAGCUGAAGAUGUUUCAGUAUGACACUUUUUGCCGUCAUGCACGGUCAUACAUAGAGCCUGCCAUCAUACACACUUGGAAGACUGUGCAGGACGGCAUGAUGAAGCAGCUCAGUCAGCAGGAGAGUGUUAUCCUAGGUGGCAGCUUAAGGGCUGACUCUCCAGGCCACUCUUCCAAGUUUGGCAGUUACUCAAUGAUGGACCUGAGGAGCAACACUAUUGUUGACAUACAGCUGGUUCAGAGCAACGAAGUCAGUGGAAGUUAUCACAUGGAGAAAGAAUGUCUGAAGAGGAGCCUUGCUCUCUUGGAGGCACGUGGUGUUGCAUUGGACAGCAUUGUCACAGACCGUCACCCUCAGAUCCAGAAGUUCCUGAGGGAGGCCAAAGUGACACAGUACUACGAUGUCUGGCAUAUUGAAAAAGGACUGUCCAAGAAACUGGUCAAGAUAGCCCAGAACAAAGACUGCGAGAAGCUGAAGAAGUGGCUUCGCAGCAUCAAGAACCAUGUGUACUGGACAGCAGCCUCCUCUACAUCAGGGCCAGAGAGAGUGGCUAAGUGGACAUCCAUUCUUAACCAUGUCCAAGACAUCCACACACAUGAAGAUCCUCUUUUCCCUCAGUGCUUGCAUCCGCAGCGCACCUCAAGAGACAAGAGCAAAUGGUUGACAGCAGGAACACCAGCUUUCUGCAGGCUCGAAAAGGCAUUGACUAAUAAGAGAAUUCUGAAAGAUGUGGAAAAGCUCAGCCCUCACUAUCAGACCUCAUCGCUGGAGGCAUUUCACAGCGUCAUUCUGCGGUUUGCACCCAAAAAUGUUGUCUUCCCAUACCUUGGAAUGUUAUGCAGACUCUACCUGGCUGCCCUCCAUUACAAUGAAAAUACUGACCGACCACAGGCAACAUCUACAAGUGGAGAGCUUCUGUUCAGAGUCAGCUUCCCCAAAUCUAAGCAUGGAGAAUGCACUGCAAAGCCUGUGAAAGCAGAGCCAACAUUCUACUACGUUGAUGCACUGUUGGACCUGAUCUUCGAGAAGGUUUUCCAGGACCCUGGCCCAUAUGUGAACAAGGUGCUGAAGCUUGCAAUCCCUGAAGACCUCUCGGCUCAGUAUGAAAGACCUGGCAAGCUGGACAUUAUAGCCAGUUACGUGACAAGGUUCAACCAAGGACAGGUCUGAACCCAGCAUACUGUCCUUCAGCUUCAGGGAACUCUCCACCAUCCACAGCACCACACCGGCAGGCAGCACAACUCUCACUCUCUGCCCCAGAAAUCCCCAGCACCAGCUUACAAAGCUUCUGUAGGCUAGGUAUCUAUAUUGGCUGGACACAAUUCAGUAGAAAGUCAGCACUGAAUGUUCACAUCCAUGGCAACUGGCAAGUUUAACUGUUACACUUUAGAUAUUUAUUUUGUAUGUCUACAAUUGUUUCUUUCAAUAAAACAUCUUUCCUAACUGUUCUGUGUGUUUUCAUUGUUUCAUAUGUAGUUUUGAUGUUACCAAGUUAAAGAUAGUAAAGAUAAACUAUAAGCAAUGUAAGAUAGAUUAAGCAGUUAUGUACUUCAUUACACUUUUGCAAUAAAUUCAUAAUAAUUAUGGUCCUAAAAAGCUUACCGCACUUUUCCCCUCAGACGUAAAGGUCCGUAGUCUGCCUGAUAAAUGUUCAGUGCAUUCUGCAGUGAAAACACAUUCAGGCAGACAGGUUCUAGGCCAGGAUGGUCCAGCAUGCAGGAUGGUGGCUCAGGAAGCUGCUGUAGUCUUCGUGUAACCUAGAAGUUAUAAAAGGAUGUCUGAUGAAGAGGACUGGGUGUCUGGAUGAAUUGUGCUUCCAUCCUUUUGCAGCAAGGAGCUUGCCAACUUGUGUUUGACACUCCUG